Messenger RNA from Limulus polyphemus (Atlantic horseshoe crab), 1481 nucleotides. RefSeq names its product ubiquitin carboxyl-terminal hydrolase 2-like. Lineage: Eukaryota; Metazoa; Arthropoda; Merostomata; Xiphosura; Limulidae. Gene Ontology annotation, cellular component: cytoplasm. The record is from RefSeq and is a predicted model, not a curated record. Bases 239 to 1396 code for a protein of 385 amino acids. The transcript is spliced from 5 exons. Gene Ontology annotation, biological process: protein deubiquitination. Gene Ontology annotation, molecular function: cysteine-type deubiquitinase activity.
CUAAAGGGGCGAUUAUCGUAGUGUAUUUCAAGAAUUUUUCUCAGUACUGUUAGAAAAAGUUUAUACUUUAGAAAAGGUUUUCAUGUGAUCUAGCCUUUAUUUUCCACAUUUUUACUUUACUGAUAAGAACAUGUGGCCUAAACAUAUUACUCUUCAGAAGCUGAAAAUCUUGCAGAGUUGAAGUUUUUAAUUAACUUCUGAUUGAAUUCGCCUCUUUAUAGCUCGACACACAAACAGUAUGCCUGUUCCUGCCUUUUCAACUCUUCGACGGAGUGUUUCUGCUGGGAGCUCGUAUUCUCCUUCUACUUCUUACUACCGUUCUGGCAGUUUAGACAGAACCCAUACUAGGAAUUCUUCUUAUUCUUCUUAUAUUUUUCCCUACACCACGUCGUCGAAUUCCAGUAUCUCCGGUUAUAGUGCUACUCUGUCUUCUCGUCCACCACGACCUAUGAAAUUUAGUUCUGGGCACUUGGAAUUCUACAAUAGAACUCUGGAUAUCCGCCGGACACCGGCUAGUUUCAAUGUUUCUGUUAGCUCUUCCGCACGUAGCUCACCAGUCCGGUCUCUUAUGUCUAAGAGAAGCAACGACCAUUUGACUACUGCGCUAGGUAAAUGCUAUGAACUGAAUACGGACUACUGCUCGGACAGCGGUUACUCCAGUCGUCCCUCGCGAGGCAGCAGCAUUACCGAUCUUAGCACUUCUAUGUCACAUCUAAAAAUGCGGAAUCGCGCGAGUUCACCUGGGGAGAUUAGCAAUCACAGUUCCUCCAGCAUUGAUGAAAACGGUCAACCAGUAAGAAACUUUCACUUCUCUUCUAUUCGCUCUUGGCCCAGGCCGAGGGCCGACUUUUCAGGUAACUCCACCGACACCGGCUUUUCUUCUGUCUCAUCUGAUUACUCAUCCUUGCCGAGAAGAUGUAGAAAAAAUUCCUUGACAGAUGAGGAAAGUGUUGACAUCGCUAAACCUUAUGCCAGUAGGUCAAGAGAUAACUUGCAUAAAGGAGGACUUGUAGGCUUACGAAAUCUUGGAAACACGUGUUUUAUGAACUCAGUACUUCAGUGCCUUAGUCAUACCAAGUGUUUAUUGGAUUACUGUCUUCGGGAUAACUACACCAUAGAUAUAAACACCUCGAUCAGCAGUAUGAAAGGAGUUCUAAUGAAAUCAUUCUCCAGUCUACUUCAGUCCAUGUGGAAAACUAGUAACUUUGACACUGCUGUUAGUCCACAACAGUUUCAUAGUCAGAUUCAAAGAUUUGCUCCACGUUUCACUGGUUAUCGUCAACAAGAUUCCCAAGAAUUCUUACGCUAUCUUCUUCAAGGACUCCAUGAAGACGUUAACAGAGUGACAACCAAGCCUCGUCCUCUGACAUCAGACAUAGAUGACUGCCUAUCGUGAGUCUCGUUUUAAUGCUUGUAAAAUCUUUUAAAACGUCGCUGUGGUUACUACAAUUUGUAAUGUAUUCCGCACAUGAUUAUUUGAU